Messenger RNA from Petromyzon marinus (sea lamprey), 11682 nucleotides. Its product is annotated as ras-specific guanine nucleotide-releasing factor 2. The record is from RefSeq and is a predicted model, not a curated record. Gene Ontology annotation, cellular component: plasma membrane. Gene Ontology annotation, biological process: Ras protein signal transduction. NCBI's taxonomy places the organism in Eukaryota, Metazoa, Chordata, Hyperoartia, Petromyzontiformes, Petromyzontidae. Gene Ontology annotation, molecular function: guanyl-nucleotide exchange factor activity.
AAUCCUCGGCGCGCGCGUGGCGUGCACGUGCGCGUCUGUGCGCAGGGUCACUCGCAGUUGUUGCCAUAGCGGAACACGACCCCAUCCAACGGGAGCUUCACAUUGAACGCAGCAACACUCUUUGUGUAGUGGCUUGAACGCGUGCACGCGCGCGCGCGCGUAUAAUAUAUACGUUCGUUUCGAGAGACACCGGAGUCUUCUAUUCGGAAAUGACGGCCAGGAGGGGGAGGAGAUCGGAUUGAUAGCUUCUUGCAUUCUCACCAAUUACACGGCACACGGUCCCUUCGGCUCCCCCCCUGCAACAGGUCCUGGCUGUUUCAUCUUCGAUCGUCGUUGUGUCCAAAGCAUCGUGCGUGAGCGCCACACGCACGCACGCGCGCGCGCGCACGCGGGGGAGUGAAAGAGGCACUGGCGGUGGAAGUGAAGGAGGGAGGAGAAGGGAGGAGGUGUUGGCGGUAGUGGUGGUGGUGGUGGUUGUUCGAGCCAACCGGGUCCCACCACCUUCGUUGGUCGGGGGGGUGCCUCUCAAUCUCAGCAGCCCAGACAGAGCAGGAAUUGUAGGCAGAGUGAGACAGCGGCGAGAAUGCAGAAGGGACUGCGCUUCAACGAGUCGCACUGCCUGCACUUGGCUCUGCGUGCCCGGCGGGACGCGUGCAAGCUGGGCUACGUGCGCAAACGCAGCGCCGAGACGAGCAGAUGGCACCUCCGCUGGAUGGCCCUGUACCAGAACCUACUCUUCUCGUUCGAGAGCGAGGCGAACGCGCGGCCCUCGGCUGUCCAUCUGCUCGAGGGCUGCGCGUGCGAGCGGGUGUCCUCCCCCAAGCCCGGCGGCUCCCGUGACCUCCCGGAGAAGCAGUAUUACUUCACAGUGCACUUCGGGCACGAUGGGCAGAGGGCUCUGGAGCUGUGUGCAGAGGACGAAGCAGACUGUGAAGCUUGGGUCUCUGCCAUCUCUCAGUGCAACUACAGCGACAUGAUGAUCGAGAGAGAGGUGCUCGCCCAGAAGUACAUUCACAUCAUGCAGAUCGUGGAGGCAGAGAAGACGGCCGCCAAUCAGCUCCGGCAGCAGCUGGAGGACCAGGACACGGAGAUCACGCGCCUCAAGGCAGAGAUUGUGGCGCUAAACAAAACUAAGGAGCGCAUGCAGCCAAGGCAGCUGGUGGGUCAGGAGGAUGAAGAUCCAGACAUCAAGAAGAUCAAGAAGGUGCAGAGCUUCUUGCGAGGCUGGCUGUGCCGGCGCAAGUGGAAGACCAUCGUGCAGGACUACAUCCGAUCGCCGCACGCCGAGAGCAUGCGCAAGCGCAACCGCAUCGUGUUCAGCAUGCUGGAGGCGGAGACGGAGUACGUGACGCAGCUGCACACGCUCGUCAACAUCUUCCUGCGCCCGCUGCGCAUGGCGGCCAGCUCCAAGAAGCCAACCAUCUUGCACGACGACGUCAGCAGCAUCUUCCUCAACAGCGAGACCAUAAUGUUCCUGCACCAGAUCUUCCUUCAGGGACUAAAAGCACGACUUGCCAGUUGGCCAACACUGGUUCUUGCGGACCUGUUCGACAUCCUCCUGCCCAUGCUCAACAUCUACCAGGAGUUUGUGCGCAACCACCACUACAGCCUGCAGGUGCUCGCCAACUGCAAACAGAACCGGGAUUUCGACAAACUGCUCAAGCAGUACGAGAGCAAGGCAGACUGCGAGGGACGCACAUUGGAGACCUUUCUAACAUACCCCAUGUUUCAGAUCCCCCGCUACAUCAUCACCCUGCACGAGCUGCUGGCUCACACGCCACACGAGCAUGUGGAGCGCAAAAGUUUGGAGUUUGCCAAGUCGAAGCUAGAGGAGCUGUCAAGGGUGAUGCAUGAUGAGGUGAGUGAAACGGAGAACAUCAGAAAAAGCCUGGCCAUCGAGAGGAUGAUUGUGGAAGGCUGCGACAUCCUGUUGGACUCCAGCCAAACCUUUGUGCGGCAAGGCUCCCUUAUCCAGGUGCCGUCGGUGGAGCGGGGAAGGAUCUCCCGUGGGCGGCUCGUGUCCUUGACGCUGAAGAAGGAGGGUGAGCGUCAGUGCUUCCUCUUCACCAAGCACCUCCUCAUUUGCACGCGCAGCUCGGGCGGGAAGCUGCACCUGGUCAAGACUGGAGGAGUUCUGUCUCUCAUUGAAUGCACCCUAAUAGAAGACAAUGAGACUUCAGAAGAUGAAUCAAAGGGCGCAAUCGGCUCAGACAUGGAACACCUGGAUUUCAAGGUGGCCGUGGAGCCCAAGGAUGCGGCGGCCUUCACGGUGGUGCUCCUGGCCUCCUCUCGCCAAGAGAAAGCGGCCUGGACCAGCGACAUUAGUCAGUGCAUCGACAACAUCCGUUGCAACGGGCUGAUGAUGAACGUAUUUGAAGACAGCUCCAAAGUGACCGUUCCACCGGUCAUAAAGUCAGACACCACGCUGUAUUUGGACGAUGUCGACAUCCGAUUCAGCAAGACGCUGAAUUCCUGCAAGGUGCCUCACAUCCGCUAUUCGAGCGUGGAAAAGCUGCUGGAGCGGCUCACGGAUCUACGUUUCCUCAGCAUCGACUUCCUCAACACCUUCCUGCACACGUACCGCGUGUUCACCACAGCACAGGCCGUGCUGGAGAAGCUAAUGGACAUCUAUCGCUGGCCUCUCAAGGCCAUCUCCCCACGAUCUCUGGAAUUGUUCUUUGCCAACUCUUCGGGAGGCCGGCUGGGCUGCAACGAACCUGCGCGCUCGCCUAAGCCUCUUCGCAGCCUCCCCUCCACUCCGCUCGUGGCCUCCUCGCCGGUGCGGAGCCGCCACUCGCCGCUGGGCGCCGUGCCGACCAUCGGCAGCGGCGGCUUCCAGGCGCUCGACUUGUCCCUGGCUGGCGCAGCCGACGCUCACGGCACAGCCGCGGGGCCUCCAGCCUCCGUGCCCUCGCCGGCACAUGCACCGUCGCCUUUGGAUCUCACCACGGUGGGCAUCGUGGAGGAGGGAAGCGGGGACAAAGGCCCAGUGGAGGCGGAGAGCCUCCUCAAGAAGAGCUUCAGACACGCGAUGAGUGCAGGGCUGUUGGGACGACCUGGAGUAGAAUUAAGCGACACUGCCAAAGCUGCAGAGUCUCCCACGAGAUCCCCAGCGAGCCCACGACACCUGUACUGCCUCUCAGCAGACAUCUCGCUGCUGCACCUGAACAGCGGCGGGUCGGGCUCGGGCGUAGUGGCGGCCAGCUCGCGCGAGGUCGACAACCACCUGCGCUCCGUGACGGCCGUGUCCGCCUUCGCCAUCGCCACGGCCGGCGCCAACCACGGCAGCCCGGCGCACGACGGCCUCGCGGGACCCCCCACGCACGAGGAGCGCCUGCGCAGACACUCGCUCAACGACCAGCAAACCUUGGACAAGGAGUUUGCGAUCCGACGGGCUGCCAAGAACCGUGUCUUGAACGUGAUGCGCCACUGGGUUUUCAAACACUCACAGGAUUUUGAAUUGGAUAGUAAACUGAAAGCCACGGUGAUUGGAUUUCUAGAGGACAUAAUGCGUGAUCCAGAGCUGUUGCUUCAGGAGAGAAAAGCCGCAAACAACAUUCUAAGGGCCCUAAUGACAGAAGAGGCAGACGAUGGUCAGCUGACUCUGGAGAAAGUCUCACUCACGGCAAGUACGUUUUGCAAUUUUCAGAAUGAGGAGAUGAAGCCAGAGCAGUUUGAAUACCUGUCCGUGUUGGAGCUGGCCGAACAGCUGACUCUUCUAGACUUUCUCGUGUUCAGAAGCAUCCCGUACCAGGAGUUUUUAGACCGUGGAUGGAUGAAAUCUGACAAAAACGAACGUGCGCCGAAAAUCAUGAGGACAAGCAAGCACUUUAAUGAGAUGAGCAACUUGGUGGCCUGGGAGAUUGCAAGCCGAAUGGAUGUGGGAGCCCGAGCCGCUGCCAUCGACAAGUGGGUGGCAGUGGCUGACAUCUGCCGCUGCCUGCACAGCUAUAACACGGUGCUGCAGAUCACGUCCGCACUCAACCGCAGUGCUGUCUACCGGCUCAAGAAAACCUGGGCCCGCGUAUCCAAGCAGACAAAGGCGCUUAUCGACAAGCUCCAGAAAAUAGUUUCAUCUGAAGGGCGAUUUAAGAAUCUCCGAGAGACACUGAAAAGCUGUGACCCACCUUGCGUGCCCUAUGUGGGUAUGUACCUGACGGACCUGGCCUUCAUUGAGGAAGGUACACCCAACUUCACGGAGGAAGGACUCGUCAAUUUCUCAAAAAUGAGAAUGAUUUCGCAUAUAAUUAGAGAGAUACGGCAGUUCCAGACAAGUUGCUACAACAUCGAACCCCAAACAAGAGUGACACGCUUCCUGCUGGACCGGGCUCACGUGUGCGACGAUGACAGCCUAUACGCGCUCUCCCUGCAAAUCGAACCCAGGCUGCCCACAUGACUAUACCGGUGCAUGAUGCGCCAAGUCAGUUGAACGCUCUUCUGACUCAGAGCACACGGACGAGGCCAGUUGGGUUGGGGGCUUGGGAGGGAAGGCGGGCCUCGCCUCCGCUCGAUUACCCUGCAUGAUUUGAGGGAAUCGGAUGUUUGCACGGACCUGCGAGGUGUCUAAGAGAGUCUUGGACGGAGGUGACUGCUCGGAGUGGCAGAGGUUGCAAGCGAACGCGGAAUAAAAAUGUGUCUGGCAGCAGUCAUGUCUCUUGUGCCAGAAAUUGAAACGGGAGCUUGCCACAAGGUGGACUUUUUUUUGUAACUAAGGCUUUAUUUAAUAUGCAGCAAACCAAGUUUGUGCUAAUGCAUAGUGUUUAAGCAUGCCUGCCUCACAUCAACCAUUAAGUCCAGCAUGGAGAUUAAUUAUUGUACAGAGGUGGUAUUAUCAGUACCUUGAGGCAUAGGUAGCGCAUGUGAAUGGCAUUUUAUUCAAAAAUGCACGAAUAUGCCUUUUUUCUCAAUUCGUCUGAUUUUAAAAAAAAGAAAUGCAUUACAAUAUUCAUACACCAUUUAAUUUAAUGGAAUGUGAAUAUAAAUGUACAUUUAAUUUAGUUAGCAUGUGCAAAAAAUUACAGGAAUUGUAUCGUUGCUUAUUCGGCUAUAGAGGUUAAUAUAAAUGUGGCCUUAAUUUAAAACGCACGCAAAAUUCUUAAAAUAGCUACACAACAUGGAAAUGAACAUUAUUGUUGAGAAAUGCAGAUGCUUGGGCUUGCAUGCCCUGGGGCGAGUCGGGAGGGGGGGGUGGUGGUGGCCGCGGCAUAUUUCCGAGUCUUCAUGCAUGGACUCGCAUCGCCAGUUGUUUUCUGCGGCUCAGCACGGCACGGGCGCUGUUGACAACGUGGUCUCUCUGAACGCACGCACCAAGAUGACCACGCGACGCGGUGACGAUGGCUCGCUCGCUCGCGCGCGCGCGCGCGCGCUCGCAGGCUCGGACCCACGCGCACCCAAAGGCGUGCUCGCGUUUUGCUUUGUUUGUCAAACCUUGGCCUGAUUGACGUUGCACUAUCAUGUGCUGUUUAUUUAUUGGCUGUGUUAAACGGCACAAACUUGCAUGAUGUUUUGAUGGUUUCUGUUCUGGAGUCGGUGAGCUUGGUAACUCUAACGCAUAUGUGCAAUGUUGAAAUGUAAUCAUGGUUAUAACAUAAAGUGCAAGAAAGCACGCUACACCUUGGUGUUUGUUUUUCAUAAAAGGCGGCUUAUGUGCAGCCAAUAAUUUGUAUUAUUCUCACUCGUGACAAACUCCUUCCGCUAAAUCCUCUCCAAGAACACGCGAUCAACCCCUAUGGCCUGCUAAGGUGUCGUUCGUGAUGGCUGCCCUUUGUUAUUCACACGAUUAGAAAUAGCAGCCUCCUUUCGUCCGAGCAGAACAUACAUUGCCUAGCACUCUUCCAUGAUGUCUGACCAGCGUGGAAGAGUAGGCAAAACUCAUUCCGCCAGCAGUGGUGUGAACAAAUCAUUGCCGGGCUGCAACUUGGCAUUUUUAUAUUUGACCGUAGGUUCCAUUUAGCCUACAUAUUUUAUGCAUGAUACACAAUGAAAGCAUUUAAUUUCUGAACGAAGCACUGACCGCGACUUUGAUUAAUUGUGUUCAGUGAAAUCAGUCGUGAGAUUUCACCGGGAAAUGUUGCACCCAAUAAGUGUGAGCCACAUUUUAACGUGCGUUGUGCAACACGAUCAGCACUCACAUUUACCUCGUCUGGCUUCAAAGCUGUAGAGAACAUGUGAGUAUAAACUACGUGCUAUUAUGUUGUAUGUACAUUAACAUAGUUUUCCUAGGCGUUGGAACGGUGUACAUUAUUUGACAUAAGGUACCAAAAACAUUUAUUCAAAUGGAAAUGCAUUUCAUGGGUUUGAGGGGGGGGAGGGAAAAACUCCGUGGGUUAUUAAUGAGAUACAGCUCAUUUGGCUGCAUAUUCUUAACUGCAAAGGAGGAUGAUAAAGCUGCGAUAUUAUGAGAUGUCAAAAACCAGUAGAUCAUACUUUUAUUACUUCCUCUGUAACUGUUAACUAGAAAAAAAAUCAUCUAACUUUUGUCCAAACAUCAUAUUACUUAAGAAUUCGUAGAUAUUCAGGUUGAACAUUUUGGCAUGACUUUAGCGUGAAUAAAAAAAAAUACUUUCAUUAAAUGUAAGGAAGGGAAAGUGGUAUUAAAAUAUAUUUUUACAAGUGAUCAUUUCUUACACUAAGGAUCUCCACACUGCGAGGGAUACUGUGCACUGCUUCAAGUCAGUCUAAUAAUUCAGAUAUUUUUUCUUAAGACCUUUUACUUCGUUGUGGUGAUGGAAGAAGAUAUUCUCUCUGGUGGUACGGAGCAAGCAAUCAGCUGGUCAAGUGUGAGAAUUUGUCUUUGCAUAGCAUUUUAUAUACAUGAAAAGUAAAAUGUACAGUACUUUCAUAGAAGGAAUACAGUAUGCAAAUGUACAGUCAAUCCACUGCUAUAUUUGAGCCUCCGUGCUGUGGAGAGAAUAGGUGAGGUUUCAGCCCAUGGCCUUUUCAUUGCAGAGAGAUCUGCCUGAAACAUAAUAUACUAUUUAACUUAGGGCAGUGUUUGAAAUAACGUGUUAAUUUAUUUUGCCAUGUGUUCCUCGUACACAGCUGUCAAAGCAGUAUCAGAAUAGAUGUCUCGUAUCACAUAUGGCUUUGUGGUGGGCACAUGGGUUGCACAUACGAAUACCAGCCCGUGGCAGAAACCAUUCGAAACAGCUGCCUGCAAACAAAGUAUUUCUCAGCAGGGUCACAGUUGUCCAAUACUUGGCACACGUGUGGAGAUAGGCACAGUUGAAGAUCAGCGUUGGUCUUACUCAUCAGCAAUGCACAAGCGUACUCGCAUAUUGUAUGUACUACAGUCUAGUGGGCUCAUAAUUGGCUUGUUUUGGGGGAUUCGAAGACCAUAAGACUGGCCCCCUAUGAGGAGACAACUUUAACCGAAGUAAUUUUGAUCACUGGACUAAUAAGCCUGGUGUUCUAUGUUCACUGGGGUUCUAAGCGCCUCUUUAUUUUUACCUUACUGUAAGUUAUUUAAAUAAAAACAUGACAUUAUGGCUGUUAACGACACGCAUUAAGCUAUGUGUUAAUAUAUAAUGUGCUUUAUUAUCAUAGAGUCAUGAGAAAUGAUCUGAGCGGUGUUUUUCCAUGAAUAUUGGAAAAAAAUAUGGAAAUUAAGAUAAACUCCUAUUUAUUAAAGUCAAGUUUACAUUUGUUUAAACCCUAAAUAAAUAUACAACUACAGCACAUAAUGCAUCUCAUAAAUAGUGUAAUAACCAGCAACGUUCACAAUGUAGAACGUACUUGUAUGCUAUAUUUUCCUUAUGAUUGUGUGCAGUUGGUAAGAGAAAAAAAAUAUCUGCAGCGAAAAAUACAGAUGAUGCUGAAGGCUUGACACGGCUCUGCCAAUGUGCAUCGUUGGUGUACAAUCGGCAGUACACACCAUCGUUUAAGCGGUUAGUCAGUCACGUGCAUGGCAAUUAACAGUUAAACACCGGUAAUGCAAAAUCAUACACAGCCAUCUCUAGAUUACCUGAUAUAAUGGUGACAACGGGUGGCCCGAAUAAAACAAAACACCUGAGCGAUGAAAAACAUGCAUGAAACGAAUAUUUAUUGUUUACUUACUUAGAAUUAUGGUUUAAUUUACGACACGUUUGCGGUUGUACUCAUUAAACACAAAGUGCUUGUUACAAAUGAACCACGAUACAUUGCUGAUCUCGUCAAGGAGCAAAAACCAUUACGCAAACUCCGAUCAUCCUCGCAGUGGCUUUUGGGUGCUCGCCGUGGAACAAAGACGCUCACCGCAUCGCGCGCUUUCAGAUGCGUUACUGCGGCCAUCUGAAACGCUCCUCCUUCCGACAUUAUGAGGCCACUGGAGCUAUGCCCUUUUAAAUCUACAUUGAAAACUCAUUUAGUUAGAACUGAUAUUUGUGUUGGCUUUGUUGCCCUUCCCCCUGCACCUCCGAUGAGCACGGUUGGCAACGUAUGGUGCGAAAGAAAUUCAACAUACAUGCGAGCAUGAGUUACUCCUGACCCAUAACGAGUCAGGAGUAACUCAUAAUGAAGCCAGCACAUGCCCAAAUCUGCCCACAGAUAAUCCAAAAUUAACAGUACCCGCAAAAAGCAGGUGUUGGAUGCACUCAAACAUGAGAGAGCAAAUGCAUUUUUUAAUUUGUAAAUAACGGUUUUGAGCAAUAUUGUGCCGCACAAUAUAAUUGCAAACCAAAUUGGAUGUAUCAUUAAAAUGAAAUGAAUAGGUUUUCAUCCAAGUUCGGUGAAUAUUUCAUGUAUAUUUAAGUGUUUAGUGUUAAUCCAUGCACUGCAACAAUUCCAUAAAAAGCAUUAUCUGAUUAAUGCCUAAUCACCCCUCUUGGAAGCAGCGCUCGACUGAAUAAAAUUUGCACGUCUAUGAUUUUUAAUGUGCUUAGUUAGCAAGGCGUUAUUAAACCCGGGGUUUAAUUAUUCAAGGAGGCAUGAUCAUGUAUAAUGCUGUGCAUAAAACAUCUUCGUUCUUAGGCUUAACGAAAUACGCAGUUUGGUCCGAAGGCACAUUGCUGUAAUAUCCGUCUCAUGGCAGUUUAGGAGGUGUUUCUUGCUUGCUGAUUACAUAUUCAUCUGAUCAUGUCUGUUCCACAUGAUUACUGCACUUGAGCUUGAAGUGUGGAGACUGUAGAGGAGCACAUAGAUUCUGAAAUCGGUACGUGCCUUUUCUCUCCUCGAUGUAGCAUGAGUCGGCAACUGGGGUGCGAUUCACGGAGCAUUCACUAAAAAAUGCAAGCCUCAUUUUAGCAUUGUACGCUUCACUGAUUUGCCGAUUGUUAUUAAUUAUUAAGAGUUUUUUUUUUAAACGAUUGGCUUAUAUUUUGCAUGACUGUUCUCCCUAUAUACAAUCGUGUAUAGUGUUCUCUCCGGAGUAUGUUAACUGAGUGGUCCACUCAACUAAAAUUGGCUACCACCUGGCCAGAAAAUUCGCUGCUUGCCUUGCUUUGAGGCAGUCACCCAGGAAACCUCUUAGCGGGAUGCGAGAGUGGGUUACGCGAGGCUGCAGGGGAGGUAUUCGCCUAGCAUGGCCCAAGGCAAUGUUUUUACUGUUGGUGAAAUGUGAGGUUGUGAAUCCGCCCUGUGCUAUAGCGAGCCACCCACCUCCCCCAUUCCGUUGUUCUCAAUAUACCGUCGACGGCUGUUGGUUGAGUGCCUAGAACUCCUGGAAAAAUGGGAUAUAUACACACAUAAGGCUGGCUGGGUAGCAGCCAGAUAAGUGUGGUACAAAGGGGAAUGGGCGCAUGGCGUGCUGGAUAUUAAAGGAAUGAGAGGUAACAUUCAGGGAGUGUCUAACUGUGGGACACGUGGAUACGAUGAGGAUGCGGGGGUUUAAAUGAAGAGUAAAGUAGGGGAACGUCAUUCCGCUAUUUAAGGCCGGUGGCAAUAUUAUCCAGCUCCAAUGACUGAAAUUUAUGCAUGCUGGCUUAGCACCGUGCAAGCUCAAUACUGUUAGGGGUUCAUACGCAUCAAUGCAAACACGACUAUUCACGCACAUUCAGUUUAUCCCACGUGUGGGCACAUAUAAAUAAACAAAUACGCUUGAGCAAGAGUUGGCACACCUGUGGCAAAUGAUAUACGAAUUUUACAUUGCUUUAGACACGUGCUAAUCCAAUUGAAUUGCAAUAGAACGGCACCUGUUUUUUUGUUGAGGACGUUUCAGGUUAGAGGUCAUCAGAACUAAUAAACUGUUCACAAUUACCACUGAAUUAUAUGUAAUCAAACCGCAUCUUAACAGCGCAAACACAGCGCUGCUCUUAGAAGUGGCCUCGUGUAAUUUAUUUGGGUUUUAAUUAUAAAUUAUGCCACCCGUGUGGUCAUGUCAGCUGCGAGAUUUGUACAUUAAACAAGGUAAUUAUUAUUUGAUAUAAUACCUUGCAGACUGAGAAGUUGCAUUUAAUUAACUUGCAGAUUUGCAUGUCUACUUCAUAUACGAACGAGUACACGGAGUGAUGAUCGUUCCAUAUUUUAGGAGCUGUGGCAUUCUUCAGCGUUACAAAACGAAAAUCCUGCUUCCUCUUCUACCAACAAUCCAUAUGAACAGCGGGAGGAGGAGAAAUUCGUAAAAUUGUAUCAGCAAAAAGGCAUGUAGCUCGUGAACAAAUACGUGUUACUAUUAAUAAAACAUUUAACGGAUAAUCAUGUCAUGUAUUACAUUUUGCUAAAGUUCAAAACUACGUCACUCAAUAGAGAGCCACUGCAUCUGAGCGGGCGGUCUGUCAUUUUGGUGACCCAGAUUACUUCUUGCAAAUGAGACAAUACUGGUCUUUCGAUUUUUCACCUGCUUGAAGAAUUAAACUUCACUUGAUGCUUUAAACUAAGCCACCUCAUGCCCUACCUACCCCAAACCGGCUGCUUGCUCCUCCACACCGGUGCUACUUUUUUCACAUUCAACACCGAUCUACUGAUAAAUAAGUAUUGAUUAUAUAUGAUUAUAUAUAAUCAUGGCAUUUUCUCAGCACCACCAUCCCACAAAUGAGUCGGCUCCCUGGCCCACCCACCACCCCCUAAUUUUUACAAUUGUAGCACCACCCAUGGCCAGAAGCGGGAUGCACCACUCAACAGGAUGUGACUUGGCAAUCUGCUUCACUAGGGCCAAAUACGUGUAAGUCUUCGUUGUGCCUUACAUGCAUGGACUUGCCCGUUUUGGUGCCAGACUGACCCCUGCUGCCAGAUUAAAAACCAUAUGGACCUCAACUCAUGCACACACUGCGCCCUUUUGUAUACACGACAUGUAAACUAAAAAAAAGCAGGCUCACAUAAUCGUAAGUGUCGUUGUGGAAAAUGUAAAUAACAAUAGAUGAGCGGACAAUAUCUCUCAUUCAUAUAUCUGUCUCUGACACCAUGUCGAAACCGGUCAAUAGUUUGCUUGUACUGAAUCAAUGCUGCUGCAUGUAUUCACGAAUCAAAAGGCCUUGUUGGUGUCAAUUGGUUAUAGAAAUAAUAGUUUUACUAUUUCUGUGGAAAGACAGAUAUGUGAAGCAGACAUAUUGCCUGCGUAUCUAUUAAAUGCACGCUCACACACUCACACGUGUGAAUACAUGCGUACACGGGAAUGCAUGCGCAGAUGUCGUUGUAUAUGUGAGAGCAUGUCUUUGCGGCGUCUAUAGAUAACUAAUUCAGCCUUGCACUUGCGCAUGUUGUGAUGAACCUGUGAUGCCAAAAUCAGUCGUUUUCCACUCAUUCGUCAAAUAAAUAACUCAAAUUAUUCGA